CCCCCCUUUCUCCCUCUUCACCUUCUUUUAAUCAUCCAUCCUCAUUCACCCCAUCUAUCUACUACAUCAUCCACCCAGUCUUCUCUCUCCAUCUCCCAUCUUCCUGCAGUCUCUCUAUCUCUCGUCUCUGCUCUGGUCCUGCCAGGAAGAUGAUGGUGACGGUGAUGAUUUGACAAUGAGCCUGGCCAAUGAUCAAGCAUGACGGGAGUAUCAGGGGGUGUGUCCACUGUCUAGCUUGGGGCUGAUUCAGGAGUCAGACAAGGAAGAAGGAGAGAAACAGGGAGGUGGAGGAGACGGAGAACAUACACCGGCUUAAAAAGGGGGGAAAGAGGAAGAGGAGGAGCAGGAGGAGGAGGGAGGGUGGAGGCUGUCACGGCUCCACGGGGGCUCAAUCUGUGCUGUCAUGGACAAAUAUCGACCAAAGAGGCCCACCACGCUAGCUCUUAUGCCACAACGACCACAAGCCGGCACCCAGGACACUAUUAACAACAAUUCUUUAGGGAAGAAGGAUAGCUGGAAGGACUCUCGAUCUUCUUCCCCACACAUUACAGGGGAUCAAACACGACCCGAUAGCCAAUCAAAAGCAGAGGACAAAGUCCGACCCUGCACCCGCCGCCCAGCCCCUCAACCUCCAACUGUCAAUGGGGCAAACAGCAGAGCCAGCACUCAAGCUGCAGCUGGCGACACGCGGGCUCGACCGCGAGAAAAACAUCCGCAAGGAGCCACGCACACUCAGUCCUUCAGCAUGCCUCGGAGCCAACGGAGAGGGGCAGCAGCGGGAGCAGGAAGAGGAAGAGGGGCAGGGAGAGGAACAGGCACAAUGAGAGAGAGGAGCUUGGGGGACAUCAGAGGGAAGGAUGGAGUGACAUCAGGGAGGGAAGAACGAAGGGGUGGAAGACUGUGUGAUGAAUCCAAGGGGAAGGAGAAAGAGAAAACCAUCAAUCAAAGGGCAAAAGAAGCAAAUGGACUUAAAAGCUCAGGCUCAGAUGGGAGGGCAAAACUAUAUUCCAGAAAGGAUAACCCGAGUGGAAGAAGGGGGAAGCCCAACAACUCACUUCCUAACCAAGUUUACCUGACAGCCAUGGUAGUCCCACGCACACCUGUAGCACCAAGAAAAGAGGACAAGACCCAAGUCCAAGGCCAAAACCAUGACAGGAAAAGUCAUAAUCCCACUGUUCGUUCCCAGUCGAGCAGUGAGGGGGCAUCCAACAGAAUGUCCCUAAGCUCAGACACUGAAGGACCUCCAGCAGAACCCCAGCAUCCUCCUUUAUCCCAUCCUGCAAACCCUGACAUCCGUGAAGAAGAAGCGGAGGGAGCAUAUUCCACCUGUAAACUCCAUCAAAGUACAAAAUCCUGCCUAGAAAGUGAUGCAAAAUCAGAGAAGACGCAAUUAAAAAUGAAGCCAGUGCAUGGAAAUGGUGAUAAUGUGACUGAAGCGGAGAGCACCAAAUCUGUCUCUCGGGCAGAUCUUGUACGCGCACAAACUGUACCAAUGAAUGAAGCAUCUGCAGUGUUAGACUGUGACUCUGUAAAAUACACUUUGGCGGUUGAUGAACAUGCUCAACUGGAACUGGUUGGCGUCAAGGACUGCUUGCACGGUAAGAGUGGACACAAUGAUGACAGCGAUGCUGAGACGGUCUAUCAGUCAGCCAAUGAGGAGGAAGACCCUGAGUAUAAGGAGGAGAGGAAAAGGAAAGAAGAUGAAGCGAGGAAGCAAGGUCGGAGCAAAGAAGAAGAACUGAAAAGAAAGGAGGAAGAGAAGAGAAAGAUGAAAGAAGAAGACCUGAGGAGGCGGCGGGAGGAGGAAGUGAAGAGGAGGAGGGAGGUGGUGGCGAGGGUCAGCAAGCAGCCCAAAAUAAUGUCAACCAAAACAUCAGACCAGGAGGAGUCUAAUGGGGGGAGAGCAAGUGCCCCCAGAAGCAAGAAGUUCCUCAACCUGUUUUCUUCUGACAAUGACUACAAUUCCACUGGUGCUGGCUCAUUUGGUGUGUUUUCUUGUGUGUUGGAUGGAGUGGAGCAACAGCAGAGCCACAGAGCUGUGUACAGGUUUGUUCCUCGUCAUUCUGAUGAACUGUACCUGGAGACAGAUGACCCAGUCCUAAUUCUCAACCAGUCUGAGGAUCUGUGGUGUCAGGGUUAUAACAUGAGGACCGGAGCGACAGGAAUCUUCCCUGCUUUCUAUGCUGUCAGGCUAACCAAAAAUUCCAACAAAGGACAAAAGGAUGGUUCGAUAGAGCAGUUCCUGGUGCGAUUCUUAGGUUCUGUUCAAGUCCCCAUCCACAAAGGCAGUGAUGUGCUGUGUGCUGCAAUGCGCAAGGUUGCAUAUAACAGGCGAUUAGCAGGGCAGCCUCCCUCGGCCUGUGUGGUGGAGGUCAGUGUGAGAGGUGUGAAAAUCAGUGUCCAGGACCAAUGUCACUCUGCUCACAGGGGAGACCAGUGUUUCCAUUUCUUCCAUUUGAAGAAUAUCUCGUUCUGUGGCUGCCAUCCAAAACACAACAAGUACUUUGGUUUCAUCAGCAAACAUCCUGACCAACCACGCUUUGCCUGUCAUGUAAUGAUGGCAGAUACAACUUUACAUCCUCUGGCCAAGUCAGUAGGGAAGGCCUUCCAUCAGUAUUACAAGGAACACAUUGGGUAUUCUUGUCCCACUGAAGACAUCUUCAUUGAAUAACACUUCUUUUUGCUUCAAGCAACAGCUCUACGAGGGACUUUGAACAGAAGAAGCCUUUCGGAAAAUAGUGGAAGCGUGUUUGGAUCCAAAAGAGAAGUCCAGUUGCCUUGGAGGCAGGCUGGGUGAGAGAGUUACACCACACACUGGACCACCUCUUUAUUUAUGCGAGACUGCUUGCAUGUUUGAUUUCCUUCCUGUCUGCAUCCACGUACAGCCAACUACUCUCGCCUGUAGCUACUCUAUGUCACUUAGAGAUGUAUAGAUGGAAGGAAGGUUGGACCACAUGUGAACAAUCCACAAUUUUAACAUACAGCAUACUUGCCCUAGA
Hippocampus comes (tiger tail seahorse) is the source of this 2999-nucleotide messenger RNA. Its product is annotated as C-Jun-amino-terminal kinase-interacting protein 1-like. The transcript has 13 exons. Gene Ontology annotation, cellular component: cytoplasm. Gene Ontology annotation, molecular function: JUN kinase binding; MAP kinase scaffold activity. The coding region runs from base 404 to 2671 and encodes 755 amino acids. Gene Ontology annotation, biological process: regulation of JNK cascade; JNK cascade. The record is from RefSeq and is a predicted model, not a curated record. NCBI's taxonomy places the organism in Eukaryota, Metazoa, Chordata, Actinopteri, Syngnathiformes, Syngnathidae.